AUGACUGGAGAGCUCACACUCACUGGGAAAGUUCUCAAGGUGGGCGGCAUCAAGGAGAAGGUUAUCGCGGCUAAGCGGGAGAACAUAAAGACCCUCAUUUUCCCCAAGGGAAAUCAACGAGACUUCGAGGAGCUUUCGGCGAAUAUAAAGGAGGGUUUUGACGUUCACUUUGUAGAAGAAUAUGAUCAAGUCUUCGACCUCACCUUCGGCCAUCACUACGGGGCCCCCAUGGGGGCCCCCCACCAGACCCUCGAGGGGGGGGCCCCUGAGGAGGGGGCCCCCGAGGAGGGGGCCCCCGAGGGGCCCCCCGAGGAGACCCUGCAGGGGGCCCCCGAAGGGGGCCCCCCCGCUGAGGCCCCCCUCAACGGGGGCCCCCAAGACGAGGUAAACCCUCAGGGGGGGGCCCCCCCAGAGGAGGGGGCCCCCCAGGGGCCCCCCGAGGACCCCUCUAAGGGGUCCCCCCAACAGGGGGCCUCUUAA
Eimeria mitis is the source of this 480-nucleotide messenger RNA. Its product is annotated as Lon protease homolog, mitochondrial, related. Lineage: Eukaryota; Apicomplexa; Conoidasida; Eucoccidiorida; Eimeriidae. Gene Ontology annotation, molecular function: ATP-dependent peptidase activity; single-stranded DNA binding; serine-type endopeptidase activity. Gene Ontology annotation, cellular component: mitochondrial matrix. The record is from RefSeq and is a predicted model, not a curated record. Gene Ontology annotation, biological process: mitochondrion organization; protein catabolic process; proteolysis.